Molecule: messenger RNA, 1737 nt
Organism: Aspergillus saccharolyticus JOP 1030-1
Lineage: Eukaryota; Fungi; Ascomycota; Eurotiomycetes; Eurotiales; Aspergillaceae
Product: GMC family oxidoreductase
Exons: 7
Coding region: 1-1737 (578 amino acids)
Molecular function (GO): oxidoreductase activity, acting on CH-OH group of donors; flavin adenine dinucleotide binding
Source: RefSeq, a predicted model, not a curated record
AUGACCGUUCCGAGCAUGGAUAGCUUCGAUUUCGUGGUUGUCGGUGGAAACGUGGUGGCCGGGCGACUGGCCGAGAACCCCGAGGUCACAGUCCUGGUGAUUGAGGCAGGUAUCGCCAACCCUCAAGAUAUCGAGAAAAUCACCACCCCGGCGACGGCCUUUGACCUGCGCGGCAGUAAGCAUGACUGGGGCUACAAAACCACCAUGAUCCGCCGGCCCGACUACGAGCGCGCUGAGAAGCCCAACACUCGCGGCAAGGUCCUCGGCGGCAGCAGCUGCCUGAACUACUACACCUGGAUUCCGGGGAGCAAGGGAACCUUUGAUGCAUGGGCCGAGUAUGGCGGUGGCUCGUGGACGUGGGAUGGCUGCAAGGAGUACUUCAGCAAGCCCGCAACCUACCACGACGACGACAACCUCUACCCCAGCGACCUGGCCCGGAUCGGUCGCGACGGACCCGUGCACGUCUCGCACGCCGACCUCAUCCCGGAGCUGCGGCCCUUCCGCGACGCCUUGACGGCCGCGUGGACCAGCGCCGGCCACCCGGUCAGCGAGGACAUCUACUCGGGCAAGAUGGAGGGACUGACGCACUGCGUCAACAGCAUCUACAAGGGCGAGCGCUCGUCCAGCGGCGCGUACCUGACGGGCAAGGACAACGUGGUGAUACUGCCGCGGUCCAUCGCCAAGAAGAUCAACUUCGACGGCGACGGCGCCACCCGGACCGCGGUGAGCGUCACCGUGCUGGGGCCGGACGGGUCGGAGCUCAUUGUUGAGGCUAAGCGCGAGGUCAUCGUCGCCGCCGGCGUCUUCGAGACCCCCAAGCUCCUGCUGCUGUCGGGGAUCGGGCCCGCGGCGGAGCUCGCACGCCAUGGCAUUGAGCCUGUGGUUCCCUCGGAGCACGUCGGCCAGAACCUCCUCGACCACCCGAUCAUGCCGCAUGUGUUCCGGCUGAAGGAGGGGAGGGGGCUGGAUAGUCAUCUGCUCCGCGCGGGGCCCGCGCAUACUGCGGCGGUGCAGAAGUACCGCGAGAGCAGGCAGGGCCCGUACAGUAGCGGGCUGCUCGAGCUGGUGGGCCUGCCGCGGAUCGACGACCGGCUGGAGAGAUACAAGGAGUAUCGCGAGGCGAAGGCGCAGAACGGCGGCAAGGAUCCCUUUGGGCCGGAGGGCCAGCCGCAUUUUGAGAUUGACUUUGUGCCCAUGUUCUCCGACGCCUUCCAGUGGCAUUUCCCCGUGCCCACCGAGGGCGACUGGCUGACGGUCAUCGUGGACCUUCUCCGUCCGAUGUCCCGCAACGGCGAGGUGAAGCUGAACUCCCCCGACCCGCGCGACCCGCCCAACAUCAACCUGAACUUCUUCUCGAAUGACCUCGACAUCAUCGCCCUCAGUGAAGGCGUCCGCUUCGUGGACGAGAUCCUCAUGCAGGGCGAGGGCAUGAAGGAGAUGAUUGGCGAGGACUAUCCCUGGCCCAUGCCGCGGCACUCGGACGAGGCGAUGAAGAAGAUGAUUCUCGAUCAUUCGCAGACGGGAUACCACCCCUGCGGCACAGCCCGACUGUCCCAGUCCAUCGAGCAGGGAGUGGUGGACCCGGAAUUGCGCGUGCACGGCACGAAACGCCUCCGGGUGAUCGAUGCGUCGAUUAUCCCGGUGAUCCCUGAUUGCCGGAUCCAGAAUUCGGUGUAUAUGAUCGGAGAGAAGGGUGCGGAUCUGAUCAAGGCGGCCUACCCUGACUUGUACAAAUGA